AUGUCCGACAACUCCGCCAAGGACCCGAGACCAGCAGUUCCUAACCAUGGGCACAUGGCGGUUGGCAGUCUAGCCCCAUGGGCAGAACCGGCCUGGUUCAACGCCCUCGAGAGCCCACACUACAAUGACUCUCACCGGAGGUUCCAGGCAUAUGUGCGCGACUUCGUCGACACUCAUCUGCUCCCGCAUGCCCAGGAGUGGGAGGCGGCCGGAGAAUGCCCUUUGCCAGCAAGGUUGAAGUUUGCCAAGUCCGGUUUAGCUUUUCUCGACGUGCCAAGGGAAUACCGUCCCAAGGAGCUCAUGACGAUCGCGGGCAUCCCAUUUGAUCAGCUCGACGUCUUUCACGAGCUGAUCCUGAUGGAUGAGAUGGCCCGCAUCCCGAGCGGGGUGCCCCUCGCUCUGGCGGGGGCAUCCAACGUCGGGGCCCCGCCUGUCUGGGCAGCGGGGACUGAGGACCAGAAGAGAAGGUGGCUGCCGGGCCUUUUCACGUGGGAGACGAGCUUCUGUCUUGCCAUCACGGAGCCGACGGCUGGCAGUGAUGUGAGCGCCAUCCGCGCGACCGCCAAGAAAACCGCAGACGGCAAGUUUUAUGUGGUGAACGGGCGCAAGAAGUGGGUUACUGGGGCGCCGUGGGCGACUCACAUGACAACUGCUGUCCGGAUGGGAGAACCCGGCCGGAGCGGCAUCUCGCUGCUCGUUGUGCCCUUGAAGUCGCCCGGCAUAACGAUAAGGAAGAUCCACAACUCUGGCCACAACGCCGGCGGCUCCUCUUGGGUCAUACUGGAGAAUGUUCAAGUUCCGGUUGACCAUUUACUGGGAGAGGAGAACGGAGCGUUCCCCAUCAUCAUGCGCAAUUUCAACAAGGAGCGCUUCAUCUUGACGGUGGACUGCAAUAGGCAGGCCCGUAUCUGUCUUUCAGAGGCACUUCAGCAUGCGCAUGAUCGGGAAACGUUUGGGAAGCCGCUUGCUUCGAACCAAAUCAUCCGUCACAAAAUCACCACACUUGCGCGGGAAAUAGAAGGGCACUGGGCCUGGCUAGAACAGAUAGCGUAUCAUGUGAAUAUCCACGGUUGGCAGACGAAAGACGUUGCCAGUAGGAUUGCGUUGGCUAAGAUCCAGGGGGGUAGGAUGGUUGAGCAGGCCGUGAGGGAGAGCCAGCAGGUACACGGCGGAAUGGGCUUCGAAAGAGGUGUCACCAUGACUGAGCAGAUAUCACGCGACCUCCGUCUAAAGGUUAUCGGCGGGGGCAGCGAGGAGAUCCUGAGCGACCUCGCAUGGCGAGAGGAACACAAGCGGGCCACGGGCCUAGGCGCCAAACUCUAG
This is a messenger RNA of Colletotrichum truncatum, 1323 nucleotides long. RefSeq names its product acyl-dehydrogenase. Lineage: Eukaryota; Fungi; Ascomycota; Sordariomycetes; Glomerellales; Glomerellaceae. Gene Ontology annotation, biological process: fatty acid beta-oxidation using acyl-CoA dehydrogenase. Gene Ontology annotation, cellular component: cytoplasm. The record is from RefSeq and is a predicted model, not a curated record. Gene Ontology annotation, molecular function: flavin adenine dinucleotide binding; acyl-CoA dehydrogenase activity.